AUGAGUGACGAAGGCCAGACAAUCGCUUCAACCCAAAGUAUCGUGCUGGACUUGCCGCCGAGCUGUGUCGAGUUUUCCCAGACGCACCCCUCCUACUUCGUUGUCGGAACCUAUAACUUGCAGAAGGACGACAAGGUGGAAACAAAGCCCGAUGCCUCCGAAGACGACGAGAGUUCUUUCGAGCACGGAGAGGUGACCGCGGCAAAGAAGACGCAGAAUCGCAAUGGCACCCUCGUCGUGUUCAAGCUCGUGGAUGCAACGAUGCAUCAUGUCCAGGUAGUCUCACAGCCAUCUGCGAUCCUGGACCUUCACUUCUGCCCCAUCGUUGGCAAGCAAGACAUUCUAGCAGUGGCAUCCAGCACAGGCACGCUCGCUAUUAUGCGACUGGACCCAACAUCUGACGAGUCCUCGCCGCUGAAGCACAUCGCGACGAGCACAUUCCCUGAUACCCCUGACGGUGUCCUUUUCCUGUCUCUCGCCUGGCACCCGUCAGACCCCAAGGUCCUUGCUGUCACGACAUCAUCGAAUGACGUCUGCCUUGUGCGCCUUGACGAUGACUGGAAAAUAAUUCAGGAUGACCCGUACCCUGUCCUUACCCACUCACUCGAGGCCUGGACUGUCGCGUUCACCCCGCCUACAGCUUCCGACGAGGAUGGACGAACAGAGGAUGACCUCACGGUGUACUCGGGAGGUGAUGAUUCCGCCCUUCGAUACGUCGCCUUGGGCGCCACGGGACUAAGCGAAGAGAGCCGAUUCGGCCUCCUAUUUCCGCCCCUCAAGCUGGAUGCGCAUGAUGCAGGCGUGACGGCCAUCCUGCCGACGUCUUGCCAUCUUCACGAUGGGUCCAGGAUCGUGCUCACGGGAAGCUACGACGACACGUUCCGCAUUCUCGCGGUUCACUCGCCUCGCAAGACCUACGGAGCUCGCAAGUACAGCCGCGUAGCCGAAGAAUAUCUGGGAGGCGGUGUGUGGAGGCUGAAGCUGAUACAAGCGCGCCAGGAGGAAGACGAAUGGCACGCCACGGUCCUGGCUUCAUGCAUCAUCACGUUCGACCCAGAGCUCCCGAUCGAGGGUCGUCUUGCUCCGUCUAUCAUGGCCUCGGCGCAUCCCAAUGGCGCUGCCGGCAUCGGCUCGUCAAACGGCGGGGAGGUCGAUAUCCUCUCCCAGAUUCACCAGGCCCUCGAGGUCGUACACGCCCCCUACUCAGCCAACGAAGCUCGGAGGGAGGCGCAAGAGUUCCUCGAAAACGUCAAGGCCGUCGACGAAGCCCCCUUCCACGGCUACACCCUGGCCUCGAACAAGUCGCAGCCCGCCGUGGUCCGACACUAUGCGCUCUCGCUUCUCGAUAAUGCCAUCAAGCACAAGUGGGCCGACUACACCACCGAACAGGCCUCGACCCUCAGGGGGUGGAUGCUGGAGCUGUGCCAGGGCAUCUCGCAAGCCGAUCCGUUGUACAUCAGAAACAAGACGGCCCAGCUCUGGGUAGAGGUGGCAAAAAGGUCGUGGGGCACCGAGUGGAUGGACAUGGACGAGCUGCUGGUUCAGCUUUGGCAGGUGCCCGACUCGGCCGUACACAAGGAGCUCGUCAUGACGGUUCUCGAGACGCUGGGCUACGAGACCUUCUUUGGCGAUGACGUCGUGGUGGCCAUGAGGCAGGGGGUCCUUUGCAAAGGUUGGACAGAAAUCACCACGCCCACCGCUGUGCUGGCCGAGGCGAUCAAGAACCGCAACCCAGCCCCCGAGGUGCGGUACGGUGACGAGGGUUGGCUGGUGCGGUUGGUGACUCUGCUCGAGCAAUGUCUCAACGGCGACAUCAACGGCAACAGCGAAGUGCGUUCCUGCGCCGUGAAGGCGCUCUCCGUCCUCAGCACGUUAAUGCCGUGCACGAUACCCAAGGGCACGGCGGCCUCGAAAGUCGUCCCCGUCGCCUCCAGAGCGCUUGCUGCUUCCCAAGUGUCUGUCCAAAAGGGAGCUCUGGAGGUCUUGCAUGCCCUUUAUUCACGCGAUGACUUUUACGAUGAGGAGUUCGCAGAGCUGGUGGCGCCCAUGUACGAGCAGGCGUCGGUCGGACUGCUCAAGGAGCUCUUCAACUGGUCGGUGGUCGACGCCGAAGAUAUCGACGACGACAAAUACCAGUUCGCGAAGAAAUUCUCCGAGAUGCUGUCCUUACUUGGAAAUUAUCUUGAUCGCAAAUUCUCCGUCGUCCCCACGGGAUCAGAUAUCGAUGGUUUCCUGAAUCUUCUCGUUGUUGUAGCGCAAAGCCAGAGCCUCAUUGUGUCCAUCCCUGUGCUCGUAACGUGGACCCGUCUCCUGAACAACAGGUUAAUCGGGCAAAGCUCUGCCAACUCACAGCUCAUUGGGCCUCUGCUUGAGCUGUGCGGUUCGAGGCUCAUCAGAUACGAGAACCUGCCCGAAGACACGCAAGAUGCCACCUAUCUGUUCCUCAUGGAGGACACAGACACUAUGCCCGAGAGGCAUGCUUUCCUAGGCAACUACCGUCGCUACAGUAUGCAAGUCAUCGAGGCAAUUGUCCAGCUGAAGCCGUCCGACGCCAUCUCGCACAUCCUAGGCCAAACCGAGCAGGUGCUGCACCAUCUGUACGAUGGACAGCCGAGCCUGAAUGUCGCCGCAUACGCGAAGCAUUCCAUGCCUGUUCUACGCGCCGAUGCCCACUUGACCGUAAUCGAUGCAGCCAACAAGGGCUACAUGAAGUGGAGGGCCAACCCAAUCCAACGCGGCAAUCCCGAUUAUGAUCAACAACGAUCGAGCCUCGAGGACGGCCUCGAAUCUUGGUGUCACAGGCUUCUGGAUAUGAACUUCGAAGACCCAAUGAUUCGCAAGAGAGUACUGCAAAUCCUGGUCCUCAUGUCAACAUCAGCACUCGAUAAGAGACCUCAGUUCAUGCUGAAGGUCCUAGAGCACAUCCUAAUGACGUGGCCGGCGCCCCAGCCGGAACACCGUGCCUUUAACGAGGCCAUCAAGGACUUCCAGUCUGAAAGCAUGUUCGAACUGCAGAGGCUAGCAUCCAAGGUCCCCGAUCAUCUGCUUGCUGUUUAUGAUCAAGUCGAGACGCGGGUCCGUGACAUGGUCACCUCGGGGACGCUCGACGAGAAGCGACAGAUUGCAUAUCAAACAUUUCUGUUCAUCAUCGUUCACAGGGCGAGCAACAUUGACCCCCAGGUCCAGAUGCAGCGAUUGGAAGGCUUUAUCGAGCCAAUCAAGGCUCAGUGGCAGAACCCCGAGCUCAAGCAAGCCCUUUCGUCAUACUCUGGCUUCUGUGAGCUGAUGGCGCUAGACAAAGCGAAGGCCUAUCUCAGGAAUCACGGAGCUCAUACUGUUAGCGACUGGGGCGCGUGCGAGCUGGAUGCUGAAGGCCUUGCUCUGCAGGCGGAGCUCGAAGACAGGCAAAAGAUGCUACCCCUCCGACCGACCAAAUCUUUCUUGUCUUACUCGGUCGAAAAGCUGGAGAAGUCUUCCCAGCCCUUCCAGGCAUCAUACAGGCUCUGGAAUAACGAAGCCUUCCAGGCCAUCUUGCCUGAUCUUCUGCAAUUCCUCAGCCAUGCCCAUGCUUCGCACAACCCCGACAACUGGCCCGAAUUUCCCAAUGAGAUGGGCACCGUCGUCAAGCGGGUGCUCAGCGAUCGCUUUUGGCAGGCAGGCAUCUCGGAAGGCAGCAAAGACGAGUUCUACGCUCGCGUAACGGAUAGGAAAGGGACGCUGGAAGGUCUUGCAUCGACCAUCAGAGGCUCGGUGCGGUUCGUGCGAGAGACAUGCUAUGCGAUUAUUUACUGCAUGAGCCGGCUCGAGACGUACUUUUACGGCUUUGGCGAACUGCCAAGCCCCCUCGCCGAAGCGUUGUUCCAGAACGCAGUCCACCUGUCUGCCCAUCAACAGAUCAAUCUGCUCAACCUGACGAGAUACCUGGUGGACGAUUGUCCACUGGAACAGCGCGAGCACUUCCUGCCGCCGCUCCUGGCGAAUUGCUUCCGACAGAUGGACGCGAAGAUCAGUUCCGAAUGGAAGAGGCUCGAGGACCAGCAGAAGAUUGACGUCGGAAGCGACGACCUGACCGAGGAGAUGAAGUCGGAGAGCAUCCUGCGGCAGGUCACUCACACGGCAGUCAUCAUGGUCGCCGAUUUCCUUGACCCAACGAAGCGAAACCCCGCGCCGCUGCGGCCACAGGAUCCUCCCAAACGAUACCCGACGCUGAGAAAGUUCUGUCUCAUGCACUCCAGCAUCGUCGAGCCUCUUCUUCUGUUCAGCACGCACGCUAUCCGAAUGAGAGAUGGGAGGUGCUGCAACAUUAUUCUGCGUGUCUUCCGAUCGAUCGUGCCCGACUUCCAGUCGUCCGAUGUCACAGCUGCAGGCGGCGAUGGCCACACACAACAGGACGGCGGCGCGGAUCCCUGGCUCGACACGACGGCCAUCGACCAUGAGAGGGCCACGCAGAUUCGCGAAUACAUCUCAACACAGGUGCUCGAGGCCUGCGUGACAUCCUUCCACGAGCCGUACUUUGUUGACUUGCAGAAGGAUCUCGCGUCGCUCAUCGCGGCGAUCGUGGUCCACUACAUGACGCUGACGGAUUCGCCGAAGAACUUCCUCCUCAGCAUCCCAGGCGUCAAGUUCAAAGACUUUGAGAAGCUCGGGGAGUUUGCGCAGAAGCCCAGCUCCGGGUCGCGCCAACAGCGGGCGCUCGUGCUGCAUCUUUUGAAGGACGUCAAGGGCGUGAGCAUGGCCGAGAUGCACAAACUGCCCAAGAGCGGGCUGCCGGCUGUGCAGAAGAAGCCGGCGCGCAGCAAGAUGGCGCAGGAGUUUAUGACGCCCGCGGACGAGGCGGGGUCCAAGGGCCAGCCAUCGACGGGCGUCGCCGACGAUAGCCUCAUUGGGCUCGCCAACUUGUUCGACGCGUAA
Verticillium nonalfalfae is the source of this 4911-nucleotide messenger RNA. RefSeq lists its product as uncharacterized. The coding region runs from base 1 to 4911 and encodes 1636 amino acids. Gene Ontology annotation, cellular component: nucleus; cytoplasm; RNA nuclear export complex. The transcript has 10 exons. Gene Ontology annotation, biological process: RNA export from nucleus; protein export from nucleus. Gene Ontology annotation, molecular function: RNA binding; nuclear export signal receptor activity; small GTPase binding. NCBI's taxonomy places the organism in Eukaryota, Fungi, Ascomycota, Sordariomycetes, Glomerellales, Plectosphaerellaceae. The record is from RefSeq and is a predicted model, not a curated record.